AUGGAGAAAAACGUGCAGCAGAAUCUACACAAAUAUUUUGUUCCACUUCGGCAGACUUCAUCGAACGUAUUACGUGGGUUGGAAAAUACUUUUUUUGAUCCGCCUGAUAAGACUCCAAAAUCAUCCCGGCACAGUUCUACUAGAAGACCAGAAAGAAAGAGGACAUCUCUACAGCUGCCGGCUCAUCUGAGUCUCAAAAGACCAAAUUUUGAGGUGUUGGAGUGCGACAAUCUGUAUGAGCUGCCAACUGAUGCAGAGUUUGAGAAAUAUCGAGAAAUUCAAUUUAAAAGUUUCAAAUGUUGUUUUCAGCAGGAAGGCCUACCAGGCGAGCUUCAUGUGGAAUAUUCGCUGGAGAUUGUUUCUCAUCCUGAAGUACAGUCAUCUGCAUUUGAAAGCAUCAGUGCAAAGACAUUGGGCGAAUUGUUGACGAAGCUGUCUAAAGAAGAAUUUAUGGAAAAAUACUUUUUGUGUGCUCAUAACGUUCACGAUCCGAAUGAAGUCGGAAAUGUGUUCUUCCCUUCUACUAGUUCUGAGGGUCAUUCAUGUUCUCGGAAAGUUCUCAUUUUUUAUUGUGAAUAUUCGCAGAAAAGAGGACCAGCAAUGGCUCACUGUGUCCGAGCAUUCGAUCGUAGCCGUAACUGUUACCCGGAGGUUGACUUCAAGGAGAUGUAUUUGCUCGACCGUGGAUACAGUUCUUUUUAUAGAUAUAACGCUGCGGCAGAACUAGAUUUGUGUGAACCGAAUGGGUACAUCAAAAUGCGUGAUAAACGUCAUGCUGGAGAGCUUCGAAAGUUCAGAUGUCACCAGAUGAGGUCAACAAGCGCUUUUGAUACUACAUUAAGGCCUAUUUCAAAACUGCAAUGCAGAAGGAAUCGGUGUCGCAUGUCUAGGACUUGUUCGUUACUUUCGUCUUGCCAUGUGUAUUCCGACGAUUCUUUAUGUGGAUGUGAGUGUGCGGGGCCACCAGAAUCUCCCACUAAGUUCAAUGAUUCUAGCUAG
Enterobius vermicularis (human pinworm) is the source of this 999-nucleotide messenger RNA. Lineage: Eukaryota; Metazoa; Nematoda; Chromadorea; Rhabditida; Oxyuridae. The record is from the annotation of a GenBank genome assembly.